Messenger RNA from Sceloporus undulatus (fence lizard), 3679 nucleotides. RefSeq names its product Yip1 domain family member 4 (gene YIPF4). NCBI's taxonomy places the organism in Eukaryota, Metazoa, Chordata, Lepidosauria, Squamata, Phrynosomatidae. Bases 129 to 908 code for a protein of 259 amino acids. The record is from RefSeq and is a predicted model, not a curated record. Gene Ontology annotation, cellular component: membrane; trans-Golgi network. Gene Ontology annotation, biological process: endoplasmic reticulum to Golgi vesicle-mediated transport; vesicle fusion with Golgi apparatus. The transcript has 6 exons.
AGGGGGUCUCUGUGUCGCCUGUCACUUGGCGGAGGCAUCCGCUGAGCGAGGGCCUCCGUUUCGCCUCUUCCUCUUCCUUCCGAGGAAGCCUUCGAGGGCCCCCGAGUGAGGCCCCUCCGCGGGCGGCCAUGCAGCCUCCCGGCCCCCAGCACCUGCCCCCUCCUGCGCCUCCUCCGCCUCCCCCUCCGCUCUACGCGCCCGGCAACGGGGACUUCACCUUCGUCUCUUCGGCCGAGGCCGACGAUCUGAGUGGUUCAAUAGCAUCUCCAGAUGUGAAGCUCAACCUUGGAGGAGGAAGUGGGGAAUUUGGUAAAGAAUCUACAGCAACUACGUUCCUGAGACAAAGAGGCUAUGGCUGGCUUUUAGAAGUAGAAGAUAAUGAUCCUGAAGAUAAUAAACCUCUCUUGGAGGAGUUAGACAUUGAUCUGAAGGAUAUAUACUACAAAAUCCGGUGUGUCUUGAUGCCAAUGCCUUCCCUUGGAUUUAACAGACAAGUAGUAAGAGAUAAUCCUGACUUCUGGGGUCCUCUGGCAGUUGUCCUGUUCUUCUCAAUGAUCUCAUUAUAUGGGCAAUUCAAGGUUGUAUCCUGGAUCAUAACUAUUUGGAUAUUUGGAUCCUUGACAAUCUUCCUGUUGGCCAGAGUUCUUGGAGGAGAGGUAGCAUAUGGUCAAGUUCUUGGAGUUAUUGGAUAUUCUUUACUUCCUCUUAUUGUAAUAGCACCUGUACUUCUGGUGGUUGGAUCAUUUGAAGUUGUUUCUACGCUAAUAAAACUUUUUGGAGUCUUUUGGGCUGCAUACAGUGCUGCUUCCUUAUUAGUUGGAGAAGAAUUUAAAACUAAGAAGCCUCUCUUGAUCUACCCCAUCUUUCUAUUGUACAUUUAUUUUUUGUCCUUGUAUACUGGAGUGUGAUCUGCUAUAUUGGAUUUGGACAGGAAAAAUGUCUUGCUCACUAUGAAGGUUGGUGGAGUCACCUGAUUGAGACAACAACUGCAAGAGACUUUGUCAUAUCUGGCUGUCAGGGGUUCGAUGGUAAUCUAAAUAUAUCUGUGUAUUAUAUUUAAGCAGUUUUACUUACAGUAAAAAUUUAUAACAGAGUUUUAGGUUUAAGAUUUGUCAGAUUUCUAUUGAACAAAGAACAUUGUGUAUUUAUAAUCUGAAACUGCAGAACUGCACGAGUUUGUUACCUGUGCCAAAAGCACUAGGGCCAUUUGAUAAGUUAAACUGAAGUGGAAUUCCAGUUACUGGUGAUAGUUCAAAAGUUUCAUGUAUUCAGCACAGAUUCUAUAGAUGUAUUUUUGAAUUAGUUUUGGGAUGAUUGUUCAGUCUGGUAAUCAAGACAUGACAUUUAAUGUGGUGCCUUGAACACUCUUGAUUUGACUGUUGACUUAUAAAUUCUGAUUUUUUAAAAAAUAUUUUAUGUUUAUCUAUAUAUAGUAGGCUUAUGAUAUUUAAUUGUUAACAGGAUUGACAGAUUACAUAAUAAUUGGAAGAUCUAAGUGUCUGAACCAACUGUGUAUGUGCUCUAGGAAAACAUUCUUCUACAAUGUUGUUUUUGAAGUCUCUUUAAAAAGUAAUUUUUUAAUCUGGCUUUACAGUAGUGGUGAUAAUAGAAGAGAAAAUAUUAAAUUAUCGUUAUGAUUCUGAACAAUGUCUUACAGUGGAAUAAACAUUGGUUCUCCAAAACUGCUUUGUUUUAUAACACCUUGAUUUGCAUUUCUGACCUAAUGGUUCAGGGUGUGGUCAUAUAUUGUUUUAUGGUAAAAGAGCACUCCUUAAUAACAAGAUCUCAUGGUACCCUUAUGACUAACAAAUUUAUUACAGGGCGAGCUUUCAUUGUCUAUAGUCCACUUUAUCUGGUUUUUGAAGUGUAAUCCAGAAUUUCAGGACAUACAGUACAUGUGGAAACUGUGGAAAAUAAAGUGGGCUGUAGGCUAUGAAAGCUCAUACAGUACUAUAAUAAAUUGCUCUUUAAGGUAUCUGUGUUAUUGCUGCAAAAGCCUAAAGUGGCUAUUCCUUUUGAUUUUCCUUAAUAAGGCUCCACACUUGAUAAAUUAGAAUGACAGGUACUGAUUAUGCACAAAUUUAAAUAUACAUUUUGAUGACCAAGAUAACUAAAUAUAUUAGUGGCAUCAAUAUUGUUGGUAUAAAUUAGUUUACCCACAAAAGAACUUCAAGAAGUUGCAUCACUAAAGUAAUAAUUUGUUUAAAGUGUUUCAGCUUUUCCAAAAUAGAUCUAAAACCCAAUCCAGUCAAGGACUUGUGUAUAUAAGUAGAAUUAUGUCCAACUAUCAUUCUGCUCAAUUGGUAGCCACAAGCAUAUCCUGAAGGUGCAUCUAGUUGACCAGCCAAAGAAUGCAGUCAGAACUUUUACUGAUUUAAGUGGGGUGUGAUUUAAGUGGGAUUUAAAUAGGAUGCACAUCUCCAUUCACAAUCUUGGAUAACUUGUCAUGCAUUCAUCUCUAAAUUUAUAGUUUUGUUCUUGAUUAUAUAUGUCUGAUGUUGUACCCUUUUGUGAAAAGGGCGCUAAAGGGCGUUGUUUAGACCUGAACUGUGUGUCAGCCUUUGACAAUUGGGACAGCUGAGACAGAGGAAAACCCACAACCUCUGUCUUGCAAACUUGCUAAUACAUUACAACUCAGAUUGCAAAAAGGGUAUUUGUAUUGAGUCCUAAAAAGUCUAUUUAAAAUAAAGAAUUAAUUUUAAUUAAAUGGAAACAGUAUUUGUUAUUUUUCUGACUAACAUUCUGCUAUAGUUUAUCACUAAAUUACAACAAGGACCAAGUUAGUUUGUGUUAAUUCUCUAAGCCAAAUAAAACCAUUAUUGUAAUGUUUAAAAGUUGCAUAGUAAAUAGUCAAUAUGUAGAUAUUAAAACAUGACCUUAUUUCAGUUGAAGUUAUUUCAUGUUAUCAGUGUUCAGGAUCACAAUCUUAAAAGAGUUCAAAAUAUAGCUGUGUUAGUCUAUAGAAUUGGUAUGUAGAGAGAUCUUGUAGCACCUUUGAGACUAACUGAAAGAAAGAAGUUGGCAGCAUGAGCUUUCACAGACUACAGCCCACUAAAAGCAUCUGAGGAAGUAGACUGGAGUCUACGAAAGCUCAUGCUGCCAACUGCUUUCUUUCAGUUAGUACAAGAUCUCUCGACAUACUAAUCUUAUAAGAGCUAGCUCUAACUUUUUCCUGCAUAUUGCCCUACAAAUUCAACUCCUUUAGUAAAAUUAAAAUCUUGGAAAGCUUGGUAUAUAUGCAUCUUUUAUGAGUGCAUAUAGUUUUCAUUUCUAAGAAUCCAACAACAAUCCAACACUGUUAAUCAUAUCCCAUGAUUACUUGAACAACAUAUGCACAAACCCAUUUUGUAUUAUUUCAUAAAUCCACUUACAAAAACUUUGGCGGUAAUGGUCUCGUUAAAAACAGCACUUGCUAUGUAAUCCUAGAGUGACUGUGAUCUGAACAGUGCAUAACAAAGGGCCUUCCAGCUAUAAGAUUCUGACUAUAUUUUGUUAUUAUUUAACAAAAAAAGGCAUACUGUAUAUUUGAGAAAAGAAUUCUACAUAAAUGAAAAUACACUACAUUUCUAUUUAAGUUUAAAUGUUAUUUUUGCAACUUUUGUAACGUUAUUCAUUUAUGGACUGGUAUAUUGAUUGAAAAGCUUUUUCUGACUUCAUUGUAGACACAUUUGGAUAUAAG